Messenger RNA from Spirometra erinaceieuropaei, 4766 nucleotides. The record is from the annotation of a GenBank genome assembly. Lineage: Eukaryota; Metazoa; Platyhelminthes; Cestoda; Diphyllobothriidea; Diphyllobothriidae.
AUGCCGGUAUGCUGGCAGUUUUUCACCCGUGAUGUUUCAAGGCCUCACUCGAUCUGUCACAAGCGAAAUUGUAGAAUUAUUCGAUCUGGGUUACUAAACUUACGUCUGCAGUGUUCCUCUGAAACCUUGAGAGGGGCGCUUAGAGACUGGACUGGUAGCGGACAGACGACACUGUUUGACAGCUGAUCCCUAAUGUACAUUAAGAACUGAGGCGGUUCUGUUAUUUUCCAUGUGUCGAGGUCAUUAAGAGGCCUUGCUCGUUGCGAACAGUGCCACUACCGACACAUAUUAAUUAAUGUUGAUCUCUCAUUGACCAAAGUUACUGUUGUGGUUGGCACCCUAUAGUACAGUUUACUAUAGGGUGCCAACCACAACAGUAGCCACAACGUAACCACAGUAACCACAACGUAGCCGAUUUACGAUAUACGCGUAUCGAGAGGAUAGCUUUUUUGUCUGGCAGAUGUAUGCCGAGUAGAUAUCGAAUUUUCGCUGUACACGGAAAUAUUGCUGUCUUAUACUAAAUCGACCCUCUAUUGUUUCUGUGGCCCCUUCGGUGCUUUUUCCCAUGGGUUUCGAAGUCCCUAUUCAAGAAGCCACUUCAUGGCACCUAGGAAAACUAAACGCAGGGCCCAAAAGUUGCGCGGGACUGCAUAUAAUACACUCACCUUGCUCUAGUUUAUUUCUAGCUUUCACGGACGUUGUUUUUGAUUGUACAGUUUAUUUCAAUAUGCCUGUCAGCUCUUUAUCGUGAUUGCGUACAAGGCCUGAUUGACGCGCGCGCAUCGAUUCCGAGCGCCGUCCCAGGAUCUGAUAACUGUCAAAUACAUAUAGUAUCGAUAUUUACAAAUCAUUGUAUUGGUUUUUGCUGUCGUCAUCAUGGCUGGCAACCCAAAACGCAGACUUGUGGGAUCUGGCCGUUCGUAAUUUUGUCCAGGUCCAUGAGACUGACCCGCAUCCUCUCCUUUGAGGCAGGCAAAUUGUCUAUUUGGAAAUUUUUAUGCAGUGACUUGAAUCUUUCUCGAUAAUCCGUAAUCCGCUCCAGGGUAUGCUAGCACGUUACGAAAAAAACUCGGGCAUGAACCGUCAUCGGGAAUGCCCUCGAAGGUUUUAAUAAUAGCCCAUUCUUCGCAUCAUCUGUCCGACUGACUAUUUCAUUUGUUCCUACAGGGUUUACGCGUUGUGGUCCCUGCGAAAGUAUAGGAGUUUGGAGUCCUUUCCCCUUUCCUCUUAAGUCACAUUGCGAAAUUUUUCUGAUUCCAAACAAGCCUCGAUGUAGCUUGUAAGACACGGAGUCCACCAGUUGCAUGCAAUCGAAGUGUGACCAAACAAACGUAUCCUGUGGCAUUCGAAAGUUUUCCCCGUUGGUGUGUUGGAAUCCUUUACUAAUUAGUAGACGUCCUUUUCGAGCCUUGACAGCAGGUUACACGAAUUGUUUCACUGACACUAUGAUGGCAUUUAAGUGGUCCCAACGUUGCAGGAUGAUUCCGAUCACAGACGGCCGUCGUUAGUCGAUGCUGUACGAUGGCGCAUUUUUCAGCCUUACUCUUAGAAUCCUUACGAAAGACUUGGCCAUCUAUGCGCCGACAUCGAGGCCCUACUGAUCAAUGCAUCCGUGUUUGAGUUAAAACGUUUGUCAGUAAGCAUUAUGGAACUGUUGGAAACCAUCUGUGAUGGUUUAUUAAUGUGUAUAAGAGCGACCGGCGCUGGCUGCAGAAAUUAGGAAACCUGCGUUGUCUGCAUGUUGGGGAUUCCCGAUUUUUCGUGGUUGGAAUACAAUGAAAGUUGGCGUAGUGCAUGCAACUGCCCCAUUGACAGCUCAUUCUGACUCUAGUGCAUCUGCAACUGCAGACGUUUCUGCCAGACUCACAAUAUGUGAAUUCUCUUACGGCAAAAGGUACCCAAGUUCUGCAAACAUGUUUCUUGGACGAAAAACAUUCAUAAGCAUAAAACGGGCAUGACCUUAUCCGGUCUAAAGUGCCAAUUCAUUGGUACCGGCAGGGUCCAAUGGUUCUUCCGGAUGAUUUUCUUUAAAAUUCCGAACCACACUAGUACUUCGUAGUCGGAGAUCAAAAUUAUCUUAAAUUAGGGAACUCUCGGAGUAUGUGCCUGUUUGAUAUGUCAUGUGAAGGUGAGAUGAACAGGCACCUAAAAGUCCUUGCAACACUCAACUCUAUAUUUCUUCACAUUCAAAAGCCUACCCAAACUGAUGUGAGAGUAAAGACUCAAGAUGUCAUGAUCGCGACUAUUUAAGGUGCAGAUGAUAGGGACUAAGGGGCACAGAUGAGGAAGUUUAAAUCCGUCAUGCCUUGCGUGCAACCCCCUAAUCCACUUCGACUUCAGUCUGAUACUCCUCAUCCGCUUCGAAUGUCACAUGUGAUCAGCAUCAUACUUAAUGCUUGAUGUAGAUGCUCAGGGAGAACUUCACAGUGACCCUGAUGGCCACGCGAGACAAAGGGCCGCCUUUUCGCAGAACGUCUUUUCCAGCUCCUUUCUCCCUCGCUCGUGCAUUUUCACAAUACGUGGUAAAUUUGAGCAGUCACAACAACCGACUGUCAUUAUCCGUGCGUUAGGUGAAAAUUUACCCAGCCGCGUUUCAACUUCACCGAAUCAUAUAUUCGCCUGCUUCUGGUGACAUAUUUUGCAUGGAUGUAUUGGUUCAAGCCAAUGGCUCCGUGUAAUUACCUUGCUCAAAAGUAAUGACGUUAGGUGCCUUCCAUGAGUUUUGCCGGUUUCGUAAGUUGUAGUUAGGCUUCCUCUCAACAUGACCUUCACUAAGGCCUCGCGUACAAUCUGCAAGACAGCCAAUAUAUCUUAACUGGUCCGUUAAUCCCUUUCGCCUUAAAUGCUUUUUGCGAACUCAAUGGUUGUGCCUAUGUGUGCUCGUACGCUUGCACUUUGUAUCUAUAUUUUAGGUGUACGAUCUAGAAUUCUGUGCAAAAUUGGAAAAUAUUAGUGAAGUUGUCCCCCACGGGUCUGAUUUCCGGUGGUACAUUCAGGUAGGUUCUUUAUUGCUGGCGUUUAAAUGCGUUCUCCCAGGUCAAAUGCACUAGUUGUAACGAAGUUCAUGAAGAUUGGGUAUACCUCUGUGAAGGAGUAAGUUACCAGGAGCGGAAUUACUGCGUUUGUUUCCACAGGAGCGGGUCCCUUUGAAGGGUUCCAGGAGUUCCACAAACCUAAAACUGAAAUGUAAAUUCUGCAGCCGUGAAAAUUCUGCCGGUACACAUCUGCCUUUACCCAUACACCUGACCGUCUACGUCUUUACUUAACUUGUGCUGCUUCUGUUGUCUGCUGUUAUUUGGGACUGUUUUUUUUAGCUUAAUUGCCUGUGAUUGGCUGUUUGGAGUUCGAAAUAAUUCUUUCUCUUUCGUCGUAUGAACUAUGGUAUGGUUGCAAGUGGAUAGUGUCGUUGUUUUUUCUCCUCACGAUAGUCCUCUUGAUCCUUAGGAAAUAAAUAACGUAUCUCACUCCCGGCGUAUUCUCGUAGUUUCUCUGUUAGACUUCUCCGACAACAGUCUUUUUCUGUCUGAUAGCAUUGUAAGUGGGUCUGAAUCAAUACCUCCUUGCCUCAGCUUAGGUCACUGUACUCAAAUCUAAGUUCUUUUUUCUUCAGUUGGACGUUUGAUAAUGAUCUGACCUCCUUUUUUUCUUCCACUUUCAGACAUCGUCCCCGGAAGCGUGAGUCCCUACACUGAUGACUCUUCCGAGAAGUUUAGCAGAAUGAUGCGGCUAGACUGCCGUGGCCUCCAACCCCUGGCUUUCUCACCCAGAGUUGGCUGGCGCGUUACCUCAUCCGCCUCCAGCAGGGUCUUUGAGGACGUGGAUCUUGGUCAAGGCGUGAGUCGAGUCAGCCACCUUAUUUGACCUGCUGCUUACCACAUCCUCGUCGUGCAAAAAACGUCCAGCGGGAGUCCACGCAUCCACCUUCCAUAAUAUUACAAAAAUAAGUGUCUUUGAAGUUUCUAUAGUGCAGACACUUGGCGUGGCGUAUGUUUCGUCAGCCAGAGAACAACUCAUUAACUCAGAUGCUUUUCGUGGGAGGGUUUGUUUGAGCCCUGAACAUGACGAGGAUAAAUUACUCGCGGAUCGGGAGUUUGCCUCACUUUGCAACACUUUCUUAACUCCUGGACCGACAAACUUCUUCAGUGAUUACUUAUUCCUUUAUGACCUUGGUCUGUAGGCGUUUAGUAUGCCGAGAUCAGCUAAUCAUGGCCCCCACGGCCUGGUAUGCGCUGGCAGCUCUCUGGCAUGUGGUCCCCUGCCAUUAGGUGCGCUUGCGCUCCCGCUGGGUACACAGGCCAUGUGCACGACUGCCCAGUCUUCCUCCUUCUGACCCGUUGUGUAGACCAGGGGAUGUGGAGUGGAGUGCCAAGGUGCGGCCUCGGCCGCGCCAUCCACCUGCGUCCUCCGUCCGCCUCCAGUCUCCUUGACCCUUUCUUAACGCCGGGCUCAGGUGGGGACAAGGAGAUAGUGCGGUAGAUGCAGUGCAAGUCUGCACACACCAUAAACUAAUUCACGCGGAGGUCACCGCGCCUGCUUCACCUUGCUGUGGAGCGCACAGUGAACAACGUCGGAGGCGACGGUCGAACUGGUAUGACCGUAUCGAUCGUAGUCGGUCCCCAUGUCCGCUGGUCGUUUGAAUGAAACCCCCACUCAUAUUUAUAUUGCUUAUUUUUUUCCUCUUCUAGGACUGGACAGACUACGAUGAUGAGGGCGAUCAGUGCGUCGGUGUUUUCGAUGUUGCUUCCCGGUUUGUAAGCUCAAAGUGA